Molecule: messenger RNA, 465 nt
Organism: Yarrowia lipolytica CLIB122
Lineage: Eukaryota; Fungi; Ascomycota; Dipodascomycetes; Dipodascales
Molecular function (GO): zinc ion binding
Source: RefSeq, a predicted model, not a curated record
AUGUUCGGUCUAUUUCUUUCCGCAGAGCUCCAGGGAGUCACAGAGUUGGGACCCACGCUACCCUACGAGUUCUCCUUCAAAAUUGAGUGCAAUUCGUGCCAUGAGGUCCACGAAAACUGGGUCACCAUGAACGCCCAGGACAAGAGCGACAUCAGCGGCAGUCGAGGAGACGCCAACUUCGUCUUCAAGUGCCGCUUCUGCAAGCGAGAGUCGUCUGCCACCCUCACCGAGACAGGCAAAACUCUCAACGCCGACGAUAAGAAGCCCGCCGAGAUUCUGCAGAUCGACUGUCGAGGUCUCGAGCUCAAGGAGUUCCGAGCCGACGGUGACUUCCAGUGCAAGGGCGAGUCUGGCACACCUUUCAAGGAGAUGGAUCUAUCCGAGGGCGAGUGGUUUGACUACGACGAGAAGAACAGUGAGGAGGUGUCCGUCACUGAUGUUAAGUGGGAUAUCAAGCGGGUGUAG